AUCCUUAGAUAAAAUGACUUUUGUUCUAUAAAAUGGAGCUAUGAUUAGGUUUUACGAAAAAUGCUUUGUUGCAUGAUUGUCCGGGAUUUCAAAUUUUAGAAAUUUACCUGGGUGUCAUUGUGUUGUUGUCUGAUUUAAUCAUGUUUUUAAGCCAGGUUUGGGUCAUGUGGGCAUGUUUAAGGCUCUGUUACAAAACCAAUGAAAAAAUCGGUACCUGUCAGCUUCAGGGGCCACUGACCCGUUAACGGGAGCACCCCUGGCGUAACUGUAGCCCAGCUUUGCCCAGAGUCUUGGAAAGGUUACAUGACUCAGACAGAUGUAGUCCGCAUGAGAUUAUUGGCCAAGAGGAAGAGGUCGGGGCUGUGGGCAGUAUAUUUAACAGGCUCAUACACUGCAAGCCUUGUUCCUGGUCCCUCACAAAGCACCUCUUUAAGAGGAAAACAAGAUGUUCUUUGUAAAUAAAAGUUCAUGCAUUUGAGUAAUGAAGUCAUUUUCCAGGGCUGCAGUGAAAGAUAUUCUCCCGCCAAGCCCGCUGUGUGAGGACUGUCAAGAGGAAGAGGGGUGGCCAGUGAGUUUGGAGAGAAGAUUUUAGCACAGAAAGUGCAGCUGCCAUCUCUAGAAAAUGUGAAACCUCAAGAAAGUGGGCACCCUGCCGCUGUGCCAUCUGAGAUCAUCCACCUCUGGCUCCCACCUCUAGAAUCCCUUUUCUACCCCCUUUCUUGCAAACUAGAAACCCUGGUGGCCUAGUGGUUAAGUAUUAUAGCUGCUAACGGAGAGGUCGGCAAUUCAGAUCCGCUAGGUGCUCCUUGGAAACUCUAUGGAGCAGCCCUACUCUGUCCUAUAGGGUCACCAGGAGUUUGAGUGGACUAGACGGCAGUGGGUUUGGGUUUUUGGUUUUUCCUGCAAACUAGAAGGGUCCACAUAAAGGAUCUAUAUAAAUAUACAUAAACCACCUUGCACCUUGGCUACAUAAGAGAUGUGAGGAAGCAAUCACAAAAGCUGAGUAUUCAUCUGGAACCAACCCUUGGAGCGGCUCCAAAGUGAAAGGGGAAGGGAGGUCGAAGGGAAAGUCCCGACCUCGGUGUCUGAAAGGCCAGCUUGGAAGGGGAGGGCCUGGAGUGGAAGGUAAAAAGGGAGUGGUGAGAAUGAGUGUGGGAAGGAAGCGAGAACCAGCGAGCGCAGUACUCCGUCCUGGCCAGGCGCGAGAAGGUGGCGUGGCGCUCGCAGCUUCUCCCCCGUCCGGUCUGCCUUUGACAUCUGCUUAAACUCCAUCCAGCUGUGUGUUCUUCAGCCAGAACCUCUGGGGAUAAGAACAACAGAGAAAGAGGGCGAAAGAGCUGGUUGGGCUGAUUUGACUUGCCACAUCUGGGAACCACAGGCAGAGAGAAAGUAAAAUAAUCGCCGAACCGCUGCACCACGGAGGGGACCGAAGAAAACAAACCGUCCCCGAGCGUCUGGAAGAGCCCUGUUGGAUGUAAGCGGAGAAUGGCUUUGCGCUCAGCCUGGUGCUCUGUGCUGCCCCUGUGGCUCCUCUGGGGCGCUAUCUGCUCCUGCGCGGCGGCGUCCGGGGAGGACAACGCUUUUUCUUUUGACAUUGAAGGAAGCUCGGCGGUGGGCAGGCAAGAGCCGCCUGACACAAGCGAGCCCCGCGUGACUCUAGGACCGCUGCCGCCUGCUGCCGAGAAAUGCAGAGCUGGCUUCUUUCGCUCCCCGUCAGGAGAAUGUCUGCCCUGUGACUGUAAUAGUAAUUCCAACGAGUGCUUGGACGGCUCCGGAUUCUGCCUGAACUGCCAGCAAAACACGACAGGAGAACACUGUGAAAAGUGUCUGGAUGGUUAUAUCGGAGAUUCCAUCAGGGGAGCACCCCGAUUCUGCCAGCCAUGCCCCUGUCCCCUGCCCCAUGUGGCCAAUUUUGCAGAAUCCUGCUAUAGGAAAAAUGGAGCUGUUCGGUGUAUUUGUAAAGAAAACUAUGCUGGACCCAACUGUGAAAGAUGUGCUCCUGGUUACUAUGGAAAUCCCUUACUGAUUGGAAGCACCUGUAGGAAAUGUGACUGCAGUGGAAAUUCAGAUCCCAACAUGAUUUUUGAAGAUUGUGAUGAAGUCACCGGCCAGUGUAGGAAUUGCUUACGCAACACCACUGGAUUCAACUGUGAACACUGCGCUCCUGGCUACUAUGGGGAUGCCAGGAUAGCCAAGAACUGUGCAGUGUGCCGUUGCGGGGGAGGCCCUUGUGACAGCGUAACCGGAGAAUGCUUGGAAGAAAAUUUUGAACCCCCUACAGGCAUGGACUGCCCAACCAUAAGCUGUGACAAAUGCAUCUGGGAUCUGACAGACGACCUGCGGUCAGCAGCACUCUCCAUUGAAGAAAGUAAAUCCAGUCUAUUGAGCGUGUCAUCUGGGGCCGCUGCACAGAGGCACGUGAAUGAAAUGAACUCCACCAUCUACCUCCUCAAAACAAAAUUGUCAGAAAGAGAAAACCAGUACGUCUUAAGGAAGAUACAGAUCAACACUGCUGAGACUACAAUGAAAAGCCUUGUGUCUGACGUGGAGGAAUUAGCUGAAAAGGAAAAUCAAGCCUCAAGAAAGAGUCAACUGAUUCAGAAGGAAACUGUGGAUACCAUUAACCAUGCAACUCAGCUUGUCGAGCAAACCCACGAUAUGAGGGAUAAAAUCCAAGAGAUCACCAACAAGAUGCUGUAUUAUGGAGAGGAGCAGGAACUUAGCCCCGAGGAAAUCUCUGAGAAGCUGGUAUUGGCUCAGAAGAUGCUUGAGGAGAUUAGAGGCCGCCAACCAUUCCUCACCCAACAGGAGCUCGUGGAUGAGGAGGCAGACGAAGCCCAUGAGCUGUUGAGCCAGGCUGAGAAUUGGCAGCGGCUGCACAACGAUACCCGCUCCCUGUUUCCUGUUGUCCUGGAGCAGCUGGAUGACUACAAUGCUAAGUUGUCAGACCUCCAGGAAUCGCUUAACCAGGCCCUUGACCAUGUCAGAGACACUGAAGACAUGAACAGGGCCACGGCGGCCAGCCAGCGGGACCACGAGAAACAACACGAGAGAGUGAGGGAACAAAUGGAAGCGGUGAACACUUCUCUGAGGGCAUCUGGUGACUCUCUGACAAUCCCUCGUCUGACUCUUUCAGAACUUGAUGAUAUAAUAAAGAACGCAUCAGGGAUUUAUGCAGAAAUAGAUGGAGCCAAAAAAGAACUACAAAGAAAACUGUCCAACCUGAGUAACAUCAGUCAUGAUUUGGUCCAAGAAGCUACUGACCAUGCACAGAACCUUCAAAAAGACGCUGAUGAAUUGAACAGGAACUUGCACAGUUCAGAUACCAAUGGGCUGGUACAGAAGGCUUUGGAGGCAUCUAACGUCUAUGAAAAUAUUGCCAAUUAUGUCAGUGAAGCCGAUGAAACAGCAGGAUUGGCUCUGAACAUCACUGACCGAAUAUAUGAUGCUGUGAGUGGAAUUGAUACUCAAAUCAUUUACCAUAAAGAUGAAAGUGAGAACCUCCUCAGUCAAGCCAGAGAACUGCAAGCAAGGGCAGAUUCUAGCAAUACUGAGGCAGUGGCUGACACCAGCAGGCGUGUGGAUGGAGCCCUGGUCAGGAAGAGUGCCCUUAAAAACAGGUUAAAUGAUGCCAUUAAGCACCUACAAGCAGCAGAGAGAGGUGACGCUCAGCAGCGCCUGGAUCAGUCCAAGCAGAUCACGGCAGAAGCUAACAAGACAAUGAUGGAGAUCCAACAGGCCACUGCCCCGAUGGCUGGCAAUCUGACCAACUGGUCCCAGAAUCUUGAAACAUUUGACUCCUCUGCUUACAACACUGCAGUGGACUCUGCUAGAGAUGCAGUAAGAAAUCUGACGGAGGUCAUGCCUCAACUCCUGGAUCAGCUUCGUACAGUUGAGCAGAAGCGGCCUGCAAGCAAUGUUUCUGCCAGCAUCCAGAGGAUCAGAGAGCUCAUUGCUCAGACCAGAAGUGUUGCCAGCAAGAUUCAAGUCUCUAUGAUGUUUGACGGACAUUCAGCUGUUGAAGUUCACCCCAAAACCAGUGUGGAUGACAUAAAGGCCUUCACAUCUCUCAGCCUGUACAUAAAACCUCCUGUGAAGCAGCCAGAACUGAGUGGGACUGAGGAUCAGUUUAUCCUGUAUCUCGGAAGCAAAAAUGCCAAGAAAGAGUAUAUGGGUCUUGCAAUAAAAAAUGAUAACCUGGUGUAUGUUUAUAAUUUGGGGACCAAGGAUGUGGAGAUCCCCCUUGACUCCAAGCCAGUCAGUUCCUGGCCUGCUUACUUCAGCAUUGUCAAGAUUGAAAGAAUAGGAAAACACGGAAAGGUGUUUUUAACAGUCCCAAGUCUAAGUAGCACAGCAGAGGAGAAAUUCAUUAAAAAGGGGGAAUUUGCAGGAGAUGACUCCUUGUUGGAUCUGGACCCUGAGGACACUGUGUUUUAUGUUGGUGGGGUGCCUUCAAGCUUCAAGCUUCCUGCCAGCUUAAACCUGCCCGGCUUCAUUGGCUGCCUAGAAUUGGCUACUUUGAAUAAUGAUGUGAUCAGCUUAUACAACUUCAAGCACAUAUAUAAUAUGGACCCCUCUAAGUCAGUGCCCUGUGCCAGAGAUAAACUGGCCUUCACUCAAAGUCGGGCUGCCAGCUACUUCUUCGAUGGCUCUAGCUACGCUGUGGUCAGGGAUAUCACAAGGAGAGGGAAAUUCGGUCAGGUCACUCGCUUUGACGUAGAGGUUCGAACACCAGCUGAUAAUGGCCUUGUGCUCCUGAUGGUCAAUGGAAGUAUGUUUUUCAGUCUGGAAAUGCGCAAUGGUUACCUACAUGUGUUCUAUGACUUUGGAUUCAGCAAUGGCCCUGUGCAUCUUGAAGACACGUUGAAAAAAGCUCAGAUUAAUGAUGCUAAAUACCAUGAGAUCUCAAUCAUUUACCACAAUGAUAAGAAAAUGAUUUUGGUAGUUGACAGACGACACGUGAAGAGCACAGAUAAUGAGAAGAUGAAAAUACCUUUCACAGAUAUAUAUAUUGGAGGGGUUCCCCCAGAAAUCUUACAGUCCAGGGCCCUACGAACACAUCUUCCUCUAGAUAUCAACUUUAGGGGAUGCAUGAAGGGUUUUCAGUUCCAAAAGAAAGAUUUCAAUUUAUUGGAGCAGAAAGAAACUCUGGGAGUUGGUUAUGGGUGCCCAGAAGACUCUCUUAUAUCACGCAGAGCAUAUUUCAACGGGCAGAGUUUCAUUGCUUCAAGUCAGAAAAUAUCUUUUUUUGAUGGCUUUGAAGGAGGUUUUAAUUUCCGAACGUUACAACCAAAUGGGUUAUUAUUCUAUUAUGCUUCAGGGUCAGACGUGUUCUCCAUUUCACUGAAUAACGGUACUGUGAUCAUGGAUGUGAAGGGAACCAAAGUUCAAGCGCCAGAUAAGCAGUACAACGAUGGGCUGUCCCACUUCAUCAUUACCUCUGUUUCACCCACAAGAUAUGAACUGAUAGUAGAUAAAAGCAGAUUUGGGAAUAAGAAUCUCACCAAAGGGAAAGUUGAACAAACACAACCAAGUGAAAAGAAGUUUUACUUCGGUGGCUCACCCAUCAGUCCUCAGUACAGCAAUUUCACUGGCUGUAUAAGCAAUGCCUACUUUACCAGGCUGGACAGAGAUGUGGAGGUCGAAGAUUUCCAGCGAUAUUCCGAAAAGGUCCACACUUCCCUUUAUGAGUGUCCCAUUGAGUCUUCACCAUUGUUUCUUCUUCACAAAAGAAGAAAAAACUCCUCAAAGCCUAAAACAAAUCCGAAUAAAAAGGGAGAGAAAAGUAAGGAUGCACCUUCCUGGGAUCCUGUUGGCCUGAAAUUCCAAGAGCGGAAUGCUCCGAGAGAUUCUCAUUGCCACCUUUCCAGCAGCCCUAGAGCAAUAGAGCAUGCAUAUCAGUACGGAGGGACUGCAAACAGCCGCCAAGAGUUUGAACACCUAAAAGGAGACUUUGGUGAAAAAUCUCAGUUUUCCAUCCGUCUGAAAACUCGCUCCUCCCAUGGGAUGAUUUUCUAUGUCUCAGAUCAAGAAGAGAAUGAUUUCAUGACUCUAUUCUUGGCCCACGGCCGUUUGGUUUUCAUGUUUAACGUUGGCCACAAGAAACUGAAGAUUAGAAGCCAGGAGAAAUACAAUGAUGGAUUGUGGCAUGAUGUGAUAUUUAUUCGGGAAAAGAGCAGUGGCCGACUGGUGAUUGAUGGUCUUCGAGUCCUGGAGGAAAGUCUGCCUCCUACUAAAGCUUCAUGGAAAAUCAAGGGUCCUAUUUAUUUGGGAGGCGUGGCUCCUGGAAGGGCUGUGAAAAAUGUCCAGAUUAACUCAGUCUACAGUUUCAGUGGCUGUCUCGGCAAUCUCCAGCUCAAUGGGGCCUCCAUCACCUCUGCUUCCCAGACAUUUAGUGUGACCCCUUGUUUUGAAGGUCCAAUGGAAAUGGGAACAUACUUUUCAACAGAAGGAGGAUAUGUGGUUCUAGAUGAAUCUUUCAAUAUUGGAUUGAAGUUUGAGAUUACAUUUGAAGUACGUCCCAGAAGCAGUUCCGGAACCCUUGUCCAUGGCCACAGUGUCAAUGGGGAGUACCUAAAUGUUCACAUGAAAAAUGGGCAGGUCAUAGUAAAAGUCAACAAUGGCAUCAGAGACUUCUCCACCUCAGUAACCCCCAAGCAGAAGCUCUGUGAUGGCAGAUGGCACAGGAUUACAGUCAUUAGAGAUUCAAAUGUGGUUCAGUUGGACGUAGAUUCUGAAGUGAACCAUGUGGUUGGACCCCUGAAUCCAAAACCAGUUGAUCACAGGGAGCCUGUGUUUGUUGGAGGUGUUCCAGAGUCUCUACUGACACCACGCUUGGCCCCCAGCAAGCCCUUCACAGGCUGCAUUCGUCACUUUGUGAUUGACGGACACCCAGUGAGCUUCAGUAAAGCAGCCCUGGUCAGUGGCGCCGUGAGCAUCAACUCCUGUCCCACAGCCUGACGCCCCAGAGCAGAGCUGCCCACACGUACUGUUCUUUAGAGCACUGAAAUAAAUGCAAAACCGGCCAGGGGGAAUCGCAACUUCCUCUCCUGGUGGAAGCUUUCAACUAGUUGAGCAUGACUUAAAUGAAUCAUCAGGGACUGGAUGUUUAUUAUUUCUCAUUUUGAUCUUGCCUGGGAUCCAAAAUGUCUGCAAUGGACAUCAAUCAAAGGAGCGUUAAACAUACCUGUAUUGAGAGUAUACUUACUUCCUGCUGGUGAAAUAUACUCUUCCUGUUUCUAAUAAAAUAGGAGGGAUUCUAAAUAAACAGUGGCACACCUUUUUAAAGUGUGGCUAGAUUGUCAGAUUCAUUUUUCUUUCAGGGAAGAUAACUUCCAGUCCAUACCAAAAUAUCUUUGCCCUACACUGCCUUUCUUUAUCUUAAAAAGAUUCAUUAAUUUAGAUAAUUACUAAAAUUAGAUGAUAGAUGUCGUUUUAGCACCUCUUCUAUCUUUCUCUCUCUCUCUCUCUGGUCUGUAACAAGAAUACUUUAGAUUUACAGCAGUUUUCAAGGUUAAAUAAAAUAAAUUUCUAACUAACUAUUAGAUAAAUGAUAGUAUAACUUAACCUUUCCUAGAUAAGAAGAAGAAGGAAUUAAACUGCUUUUUUUCUUUCCUUGUUUAUUAAAAAAAUAAAAUUUCACAUGGGGUAGGGGUUGGCUCCUGUAGGCUAUUCCUGUUACUGUGUCUUCUAUAGAAAUCAUUGAGGACAUUAUAACAAAGAGUGGGACAGAGUCCUAAAAUUCAAUUUCAAACCAUAAAAGUUUUCUUAUUAAAAGGCUUUUUUUCCCCACAUA
Messenger RNA from Loxodonta africana (African savanna elephant), 7795 nucleotides. It is a transcript of the gene LAMA4, whose product is annotated as laminin subunit alpha 4. Gene Ontology annotation, molecular function: signaling receptor binding. NCBI's taxonomy places the organism in Eukaryota, Metazoa, Chordata, Mammalia, Proboscidea, Elephantidae. Gene Ontology annotation, biological process: regulation of cell adhesion; regulation of cell migration; cell adhesion. The record is from RefSeq and is a predicted model, not a curated record. The coding region runs from base 1486 to 6960 and encodes 1824 amino acids. The transcript has 39 exons.